UCCACGUCGGGCCGGGUGCGAUCAGCCCAAAAUCUGGCCCGGACCCGCACUAGGGCCCUCGAUCACACCCACCGCAGCUUUGUUUGGCCGCUCCGUCGCCGUCGAAGCCGAACCCGCCGCCGGCCUCCUCCUUCUACCGAAGGCAGCGGCCAGCCUCCUUCCACCGAAAAACGGCAGGCAGCCACUCGCACUCCUUCUAGCGAUGUGCGGCAUAGCCCUCGUCCUCUCCGGCGACCGCCUACUCGUCGUCCCAUCCGCCGCUACUGGCUCAUCGAAAACCAGGAACUCCGGCGAGGGGAACGGCGUGUCGGUGGACGAGCUCAAGGAGGCCCUGCGGCGGCGAGGCCCUGACAGCCUUGGCUGCAAGAGGCUCCAGCUUUGCGCGGACGGCACAAUUCUAGGGGUUUAUGGCUGCAAUGGUGGAGAAGAGGAUAUAGGUGGCACGGGUGUUGCUGAGUUGUUCUUCAUCGGGGCAACACUGCAUCUCCGGGGAGCUGAGCCGGUUGCACAGCCCUUGGUAUCCCCCUCCGGAAGUGUUCUUGUGUAUAAUGGUGAGAUAUAUGGAGGACUUCAAGUUGCCGAUGAUGAAAAUGACACUCGAUCUCUGUUUUCCUCACUGGAAUUUUGUUGUUCGUGUGACUGCCAUGCUCUUAAUAGAGAUAAAACAUGUAGUUGUUGUGGGAAUGUAGGCAAAUCAGUUCCGCAAAUCCUUUCCACAAUCGAAGGCCCAUGGGCUUUGGUAUACUGGCAGAUGGACUCAAAUACAUUGUGGUUUGGCCGUGAUGCAUUUGGACGAAGAAGCCUCUUGGUACAUUGGCCCACACCUGAUGAUUCUCGCUUCAUAUUAUCAUCAGUGUCACCCCCUUCAUUGGGGAAGAACCAGCCUGCUUCAACAACAAAUGGUUUGGUGUCAGAUCCUGAUUUGUCUGACUGUACCAAAUCUAGCUACUGGGAAGAGCUUCCUUGUGGGAUAUACAGCAUCCACUUGAAAGACUUAAAAGAAAAUGGCACAAAUGUGAAGGAAGGAUGUAUUAUCGAAUUUAGGAAACAUGAGUGGACGGAUUCUUCAUUGAAUAAAUUAAUUCAGUGGGAGAGGAAAUUCACUGUUCCUAUUGUGGAGAACAAUUCUGUUGACGAAGGGAACCAUCACUUGUGUCAGAGCUUCGUAAGCUCAAGAGAAGCUGAAGAAAAUACAAAUUUUGGGGUUGCGAAGACAGAUCUGCUGUCAGAUUUUAGUUUAUGUGCUGCAAGUUGUAUAACACAGUCAGCACAUAGAGUACUGGUUGCAUUACGGGAAUCUGUAAUGCUGCGGGCUAAUGUGAACACACUCUUCCAGGUGAGCAUACAAGGUGGUCUAAAUAAACUCAGGGACGACGAGUUAGCCCCAAUAGCAGUCCUUUUUUCUGGUGGCUUAGACUCCAUGAUACUUGCAGCAUUGUUAGACCAGUGCAUUGAUUCCAAAUGGACAAUUGACUUGUUAAAUGUCAGUUUUGACGGGCAGCUCGCUCCAGAUAGGAUUUCUGCAAUAUCAGGACUGAGGGAGCUUCAGAGGAUCUCCCCGCUCCGAAGAUGGCGUCUUGUCGAGAUUGAUACUGCUUUGACAGACUUGGAAGGGGAAAGUGAGCACGUGAUGUCACUCAUACACCCUUCAAGUACCUAUAUGGAUUUAAACAUUGGUAUUGCCCUCUGGUUGGCUGCUGGUGGGGAUGGUUGGGUUGAUGGGAGUACAUGUCAUAUGAAAGAUGGUUCUCGCUAUAAGUACAGGUCAACAUCUAGGGUCCUUAUAGUCGGUUCUGGGGCCGAUGAGCAGUGCGCCGGUUAUGGUAGACAUCGGACCAAAUAUAGGCUUGGAGGCUGGAAUGCACUGGAUGAGGAGAUGAGACUAGAUGUGCAAAGAAUAUGGAAAAGAAAUAUGGGAAGAGAUGAUAGGUGCAUCUCCGACCAUGGCAAGGAGGCUCGUUUUCCAUUUCUUGAUGAGAAUGUGAUAAAAACUUUGUUGGAAAUUCCGUUAUGGGAGAUUGCUAAACUUGAUGAGCCUGUGGGAAAGGGUGACAAGAAGAUCUUGAGAGAGGUUGCAAGGCUGCUGGGCUUACAAGAAGCCGCUCUUCAGCCAAAGCGAGCAAUCCAGUUUGGUUCAAGAAUAGCGAGGGAGUCAAACCGCAAGAAUUUCGGGAGCAACCGGGCAGCGAACCAGGCAUCAGCUGGCAGUGCGCUGGAGUCCGCGGGGUUCGACUGCGCGCACCGCUCGGCGGUGGACGCGCUCGUGGACGUCGUCCUCCGCUACAUCUCCCACCUGGGCCGGUCCGCGGCGUUCCACGCGGGCCUCGCCGGCCGCGCGCUCGCCAACGAGCUCGACAUCAUCCAGGCGCUCGAGGAGGUGGGCGCCGACACCGACGGGUUCGCGGGCGCGGCCGCCACGGGCCACUGCCUCGUUGGCUCGGGAGUCGUCAGGGACCUUAUGACGUUCGUUGAUUCCAGGGACGAGGUGCCCUUCGCGCGGCCGCUGCCCAGGUUUCCUGUGCCGCGCAUGCAGCCGCAGCCCUCUGCCAGCUUCGCGGUGGCGGGGCGGGAGACCGGGAUGAGGCACGUGCCGGAGUGGCUCCCGGUGUUCCCGGAUCCGCACACGUAUGUGAGGACGGAGGUGUGGGUUGAUCCGCCGGCGACCAAGGACAGGGUGGACAAGGUGGAGCAGGUGCGGCAGCGGAGGAAGGCGGAGAAGUCGCUGCUCAGCUUGCAGCAAAGGCUGGCGCUCGCUGGUGCUGAUGGGUUUCGUCCAGCAAUUUCGCAGGAUAGUGCAGAGAAGGGGAAGGAGAUACAGGCAGCUGGGACCAAGAGAAAUCCAUUUCUUGAGCCAGCAUUGCCGCCUGGAGAGAAGGAUGUGUCCGAGGUUGAUAUGCCUCCUGAAAAGAAGAAACUAUCUGUCCUUGAGGCAUUCGCCCCAGCUAUACAGGCAGCAACCUUCAUGGAGCUUGAUGCUGGGACAGGUGUGGACCAGAGUCAAAACCAAAGGAGCAUCGUGCCAAAAGAGAGGGCACCGGUGCACCUUAAAAUUGGAAUUGACAAGAAGCCGUUAGCGGCAGCACUUAAUUCAAAAUCCCUGGAUCUGAGGGAGGAUCCGUCCUUCUUGAAGGAGGAAGCAAAGGAUGACCGGAAGCGGAGGGCUGGCAUGAUAUUAAGGGCAUCAAUGGAGAACCCACAGGAGCUCACUCAGCUUUAAAGUGGUUUGUGGAGGAAGUGCAGUACCCUGAAUGGAGUUGCGUCAUGGUGUGAUUGGGAUCACUGGAGCUAUGGAUGUUCCGGAUUUAUGGUGGAACCUCGAUUUCCAGAAUCUUGAGGCCAGGCAUCCGUGAUGCAACAUUCCUCCUGUUGGAACAACAUCAGAAUCAAUACUCAACCUCGCUAACCUGCACCCAGGCUCUCCCACCUCCACCUGCUAUUUCCCUAAAAUCACCAGACGCCGAUAAACCUGCCGCGUGUAACUCAAGUUCCAUCAUUUCCCCUCAUCGAACCUGUUUCUGUUGGUAUUUCGCCUGUAAACCCACUUCGCACGGAGCUGAUUUGGGAGGCCGUGUUUUCUUCACCCCAGACAUGGCAUCCAAAGAAUGAUGCUCCUGACUUCUGUAGCUGUAUUCCCUGGUAGGUUGGAGAGAUAUUUGUACAAAAGCUGACCGGAUCCUCCUGACCGAGACUCUUCACAACAGGAUUGAUGUACCUAGUGGGUUACUCACUAGAGCCAGCUUCUUUUAUGCAAUAUGUUAGCCUAAUUGCGCAGUAUGGUGUCGCGCAGCUCCCAAUACCCGAUAAAGGAUUCAUUCGUGAGGAUUGAUUGAUUCUACAGAGAUUUAUCCUCCAUGAGUUGUAAUGCUUUGUAGCUGGUGUUAGUGCCCCUUUUCGGGACUGUAAUAACAGUGUACUAUAUGAUCUUCUUGGGCCUUUGUUCCCUGUCCUGAGUUUCUAACAAUCUACUGAUUUGAAUC
This is a messenger RNA of Phragmites australis (common reed), 3977 nucleotides long. RefSeq lists its product as uncharacterized. The record is from RefSeq and is a predicted model, not a curated record. Lineage: Eukaryota; Viridiplantae; Streptophyta; Magnoliopsida; Poales; Poaceae. The transcript is spliced from 17 exons. The coding region runs from base 203 to 3217 and encodes 1004 amino acids. Gene Ontology annotation, molecular function: asparagine synthase (glutamine-hydrolyzing) activity.